UAUUUUUCUUUUUUUUUUUUUUCUUUUGUUGCAGCUGGUCUCCAACAUUCUCAUCUUCUCCUGUACAAACAUUGUAGGCGUGUGUACCCACUACCCAGCAGAGGUGUCCCAAAGACAGGCUUUCCAGGAGACCAGGGAAUGCAUACAAGCCAGGCUGCAUUCUCAAAGGGAAAACCAGCAGCAGGAGCGUCUCCUGCUCUCUGUGCUUCCUCGACAUGUUGCCAUGGAGAUGAAAGCUGACAUUAAUGCCAAACAGGAAGAUAUGAUGUUUCAUAAGAUCUACAUCCAGAAGCAUGACAACGUCAGCAUCCUCUUUGCAGACAUAGAGGGUUUCACAAGUCUGGCCUCCCAGUGCACUGCUCAGGAGCUGGUCAUGACGCUGAAUGAACUCUUUGCCAGAUUUGAUAAGCUAGCAGCUGAGAACCACUGUUUACGUAUCAAGAUCCUGGGUGAUUGCUAUUACUGUGUGUCUGGGUUGCCAGAAGCACGAGCUGACCAUGCACACUGCUGUGUUGAAAUGGGAAUGGAUAUGAUAGAGGCCAUCUCACUAGUCCGGGAGGUGACAGGAGUAAAUGUCAACAUGAGGGUUGGAAUCCACAGCGGGAGAGUUCACUGCGGGGUCUUGGGCCUUAGGAAGUGGCAGUUUGAUGUGUGGUCCAACGACGUUACAUUAGCCAACCACAUGGAAGCAGGGGGCAAAGCUGGGCGCAUCCACAUAACAAAAGCAACCCUGAACUAUCUCAACGGAGACUACGAGGUGGAACUGGGCUUUGGAGGAGAACGCAACGCUUAUCUGAAAGAGCACAGUAUUGAGACCUUCUUGAUUGUACGGUGCAGCCAGAAACGGAAAGAUGAGAAAGCCACAAUAGCCAAGAUGAACCGUCAGCGUGCUAACUCCAUCAGCCAUAACCCUCCACACUGGGGUGUUGACCGGCCCUUUUAUAAUCACCUUGGAGCUCACCAGGUCUCCAAGGAGAUGAAGAGAAUGGGUUUUGAGGACCCCAAGGACAAGAAUACACAGGAAAGUAUGAACCCAGAAGAUGAAGUGGAUGAGUUUCUGGGCCGUGCCAUCGAUGCCAGAAGUAUUGAUCGGUUACGCUCUGAGCAUGUGCGCAAGUUCCUCUUAACAUUCAGGGAACCUGACUUGGAGAAAAAGUACUCCAAGCAGGUGGAUGACAGGUUUGGAGCCUACGUGGCUUGUGCCUCCCUAGUCUUCCUCUUCAUCUGCUUUGUUCAAAUCAUAAUUGUGCCACACUCUACAUUUAUGCUGGCUUUUUACCUGACCUGUUUCCUGAUCCUGACCACGGUGGUGUUUGUUUCCGUCAUUUACUCCUGUGUAAAGCUUUUCCCAGCUCCGCUCCAGACUCUUUCUAAGAAGAUUGUACAGUCCAGGACCAAUAGUACCUUAGUUGGAGUCUUUGCCAUUAUCCUGGUUUUUCUAUCUGCCUUUGUCAACAUGUUCCUGUGCAGCACUGUGGAUCUUGCCAGCUGCAUGGCUGCAGAAUACAACAUCACUCCUGACCGGGUGGACAUAUGCCUUAUCAGCAACCUGACUUCCAACUACAGCCUGGGCACCUUGCAGGGAUUCUGUGACAGUCCUUUGCCCAACUGCAACUUUCCAGAGUAUUUUACCUACAGUGUCUUAUUGAGUCUCCUGGCCUGCUCUGUGUUCCUUCAGAUCAGCUGUAUUGGAAAACUGAUCCUUAUGUUAAUCAUUGAAUUUAUAUAUGUUCUCAUUGUGGAAGUGCCAGGGGUCAACCUUUUUGACAAUGCAGAUCUCCUGGUUACAGCUAACACCUACAUGUCUGCGAAUGCAACGUUACCAUGCUCUCCAGCAAUGACACGAGUCGCGCUGAAGAUUGUGACCCCUGUCAUCAUUACUGUCUUUGUCCUGGCACUGUACUUGCAUGCGCAGCAAGUGGAAUCCACUGCAAGGCUUGAUUUCCUCUGGAAGCUCCAGGCCACAGAAGAGAAAGAAGAAAUGGAGGAGCUGCAGGCCUAUAAUAGACGCCUCCUCCACAACAUUUUGCCGAAGGACGUGGCAGCCCAUUUCUUGGCUCAGGAGCGGCGAAAUGAUGAACUGUACUACCAGUCCUGUGAGUGCGUGGCUGUCAUGUUCGCCUCCAUAAGCAACUUCUCAGAGUUUUACGUGGAGCUGGAGGCCAACAACGAAGGGGUGGAGUGUCUGAGACUGCUCAACGAGAUCAUUGCCGAUUUUGAUGAAAUAAUAAGCGAAGACCAAUUUCGGCAGCUGGAGAAGAUCAAGACCAUCGGCAGUACAUACAUGGCUGCAUCAGGCCUCAAUGAUUCCACUUACGACAAGGAAGGGAAGACACAUAUCAAAGCUCUGGCUGAUUUUGCCAUGAGGUUAAUGGACCAAAUGAAAUACAUUAAUGAACACUCAUUCAACAACUUCCAGAUGAAGAUAGGCCUCAAUAUUGGUCCUGUUGUAGCUGGGGUGAUCGGAGCACGCAAACCCCAGUAUGACAUAUGGGGCAACACGGUGAAUGUAGCCAGCCGAAUGGACAGUACGGGUGUGCCUGACAGGAUUCAGGUAACCACAGACAUGUACCAGGUUUUAGCAGCCAACAACUAUCAGCUGGAAUAUCGAGGGGUCAUUAAGGUCAAAGGCAAAGGAGAAAUGACCACCUACUUUCUAAAUGAAGGGCCUCCAAUUAGUUAGCACCGAUUGCAGUGUCACUCAAAGAUGGAAUUUGCAUUACACGAGGUUGUGAAUCGGAGAAGAAUCACUUUUUUUUGGCAGCGAAGCUGAAAACGCAACGCAGUUGAAAUUUCACACCGUGACUCUAGAGCUGAUAUCAGCAAGCUCUUUGGCCACCCAUCACGAGAGGCAAUCGAAAGAAACCACCUUGGAGUUGUUCCUGGCUGAGUGCUAAGUCGACCAAAGAUGUGUACUACAGAGUUCACAGAUAAGACAUGAAUUUGGAAUUUUUAAAAAAGGCUGCUACCACAGGAUGAUAUAAGAAGCUAUUUAAGUAUUUAUUGACGCAACACAACAUUUACUUGGUUGAAGGAAUGUAUGAUUCACUACAAAGCAUUAUUUUGGAAUGGAUUUGCACUCCCAUAAUGUUUCCAUCCCAUACUGCCAGCUAUUUGAAGUGUACCACUGUGCUUUUAUUAGCUGUUUUGAAUGGGCUUUCAAAAUUGACACCCACUGUUGCAGCACACAAAAAGGCCUUUUAGAAGGGCAUCGGUAACGUUUUAGUGUGAAAAGACAUUAGAGCCCUGGCCCCCUCUUUUCCCUUCUUCUACGUGGCUAAAUGACUGCUCUUCUGAGUGGGGCUGGCACAUCUGAUGAAGGGGAAGAUCAAGAUAAAGAAAGAUGGCUCUACAACCGUAUUUAUUAAAAAGUCUUCUGUGCUCUUCUUUGGUAAAUAUCAGUUUACAUGGGAAAGACUAGAUGUAAACAAGAGACACUUUGUGGGGGGGAACUCCCCUGAAAUUUGUUGUGGUUUUUUU
Molecule: messenger RNA, 3480 nt
Organism: Pelecanus crispus (Dalmatian pelican)
Lineage: Eukaryota; Metazoa; Chordata; Aves; Pelecaniformes; Pelecanidae
Source: RefSeq, a predicted model, not a curated record